CCAUUGCUAUUAGUUGUAAUUUUAAUGGUCCUAUGCCACCUCCGCCACUGACCGUCAUCAAAACCGGAAUAGUUUUAGUUCGAAAUACAUUUUUGUCGAUUUUUUCGUUGCGAUUUUCAUUUCAAUUGAUUUUCCGUCAUCGCCGAGACGACAACGACGUCGCAAUAACGAUGAUAAUGAUAAUAUUUUAUAACUUUGGAUCUUUGUUCACCUUGUUGUUGUCGUCGUGGAUUUAAGUACGAUAGUGAUUGUUUUGUUGUUGUUUAGACGACUAUCGGUAAUCACAAAAUAUUUCACUACAGCAGUCAGCAAUAAUAACACUACGAUGGCGAUGAUAACGAGUGAUACGGAAUAACAAGCCGAGUAAGCAGGUUGCGUACCGGCAGAGAUUCGCGUUAUUGCUGAUAAGAACCGUCCGUACUUCAUACAAUAAGUUCCUAAUUGGCCACAAUACGAACGAGUCGUUCUGUUGUUGCUGGUGCUUGUCGCUGUCGUUUCCGCAGAUUGAUAGCAAUUGCGUCGUUGAGUGUCAUUUCCGCGUCCCGACGAUCCGGAAGUGGUUGCGCCGUUAUGUCGCCCUCSAGACGUCAUCCCCGACCGUCGACGAGCCGUCACCAGUGAUCCGCCCCCAUUUGUGAUCACUAAGAAACCAUGGCUGGGCCCGUCGUCGUCGUUUCGCUCCUGCUGCUGCUGUUGAGCGCGGCCCAUGCGUCUGCUGUUGAUUCGCUGCUGGCCGAACCGUCGUGCGUUGAUUACUUGAAAUUGAGAUGUGCCAACGCAGGCACUGCGGCCAUGUCAAAACUUGACAUUCUGGAAUGUAUACAGCUCUAUGAGGAUUCAGAUUUUUCAGGCAACUGUCCAAAAGCCAUAUGGACUCAUUUAAAAAAGUUUAUUGCAAAAGAAAAUCUACGAGCUGUAUUAUGGCCUAAAUGUAGAUAUGAAAUUGAAAAACUCAACUGUGAACGAGACAAGAAUUGGUUUGGUUGCAUAGUUGACAAAAAACAGARCAUUAGAAAUGCUGACUGCCUUCAUUUAAUAAUGCGAAUAGAAAAUAUAGCAUUUUCUGAUUUUAGAUUAAUCACAAAUUUUUCAAACGCAUGCCAAGAUGAUAUAGAAAAAUUUCAUUGUUACAACACUUCUGUCACAGAUACUCUGUAUCGAGGACGUGUAUUGGAAUGCCUUCAAUCUAAUAUAGACAAGCUCUCUCCAAAGCAAUGUUUACCUUUGGUUUAUAAAUUAUCCGAGUGGCAAGCAGAUAAUAUAAAAUUUGAUUAUUCCCUUCAUAUGGCUUGCUUAAAAGAYAAAGAGAAAUUAUGUGCUGACGUUGCAACUGGUAGUGGUCUUGUUUACAACUGUCUUGCUGGACAUAUUGGUAGUGGACAAAUGUCACUUCCGUGCCAAAAUCAACUUUGGAGGAGAGAAAAAUUGAUUUCUGGCAAUAUUAGAGUCAGUAAAGGAUUAACUAGGGCAUGUAGAGAAGACAUUCGCACAUACCGCUGUCGAAGAUUAGUAUCUGAUGAUAAGGAUGUUCGUUUGGCACAACUUUUGCUGUGUUUAGAAAAUGCUAUACAUAAUGGCAGUAAAGUAUCCUCGGAUUGUCAAUUUGAAUUAAUGGAACAUCGAAAAUUAUUACUCCAAAACCACCAUUUAUCACCAGAAGUUGUUUCAACGUGUUCUAAUGAYAUUGARAAAUAUUGUAGAAAUAAUGAGGUUAGCAGACGAACAAUACAUUGUUUAAUGGACCAUUCUAAGCCAUCACGUCAAAAAAACCGAAUAGAUAAGUCAUGUCAAAAAUCGUUACAAAAACUUAUGCGCAUCACAAAUAUUGGUGAAGACUGGAGAGUAGAUCCUGUACUCCAAGAAAUGUGUCAGUCUGAAGUUGAUAAAUAUUGCUCUGAUAUACCUCCUGKUUACAACAGGGUAAUAUCUUGUUUGUUGGAAAAGUUAUUUGUGGGAUUAGUUCAAGAUAAGUGCAAGAAUGCAUUACUGCCAGUUCAAUAUUUUAUUAAUCGCGAUUUYACAUUAGACCCUGCAUUAUAUCAAGCAUGUUAUUCUGAUGCGUCAAGAAUUUGCAAAGCUACUGGAGAUUGGAUUAAAGAAUCAAAAGAAAAUUUGAUUUUGCCUUGUCUUACUCAGUACUAUCAUUUACAAUGCCUACAAGCUGUUGUUCAGUCAAAAACUAAAACGCUCAGUGCUAAAUGUCACGACAUGCUAUUACAGAGGAUGGAAAUGUUUAAAAACGCUAAAGCAUUGAUUUAUCCAGAGAGUUUACAACAGUUGUAUGGACAAGUUGCCAAAUCACCUUCCAAGAAAUAUCUUAUAGUUGUUUUGUUCACUUUCACGGGACUAAUAUUUAUAGUUGGAUUGUUUUGUGGCCGUGUUAGUCGAAGRAGUGCUAUUUCUAAAAAAAAAUAGAUGCUAUUUUAUUAUUAUCGGCUAAUCCUGAUAAGUAGAUUCAUUAAAUAUUAAUGAAAUGAUUUCGUGAAUUUAUCUUUAUAAUAUGUUAUAGAUUUUAAGCGGAUGUGUCCAUCAUAUAAUAUGCUAUUUACUGUUAGAUGCGUUAAUGUUAACUAUUAUGAUAAUGGUGAUUUUAGUUGUAAUACAAUGAACAAAACAAUGAUACAAYUUGUGUUAUUUGUUAAUUUUUGUAAACAUAAUAUGCGAAAGUUAUUAUCAAUAUGGUAAAAAGUAUAUAGUAAGUAUAUUGUAAACCAAAUUAAAUAUUAGU
Messenger RNA from Diuraphis noxia (Russian wheat aphid), 2728 nucleotides. RefSeq names its product Golgi apparatus protein 1 (gene Glg1). Lineage: Eukaryota; Metazoa; Arthropoda; Insecta; Hemiptera; Aphididae. Gene Ontology annotation, molecular function: fibroblast growth factor binding. The record is from RefSeq and is a predicted model, not a curated record. Gene Ontology annotation, cellular component: Golgi membrane.